Orbilia oligospora ATCC 24927 is the source of this 1074-nucleotide messenger RNA. RefSeq lists its product as uncharacterized. Bases 1 to 1074 code for a protein of 357 amino acids. The transcript has 2 exons. Lineage: Eukaryota; Fungi; Ascomycota; Orbiliomycetes; Orbiliales; Orbiliaceae. The record is from RefSeq and is a predicted model, not a curated record.
AUGAAGUCGGCGAUACUUUCAACACUCCUAGUUGGAGCUUCAGCUUUGACAGUGCCAAACACUGGCCUCUCUGAAGCUGGCGAUCUAAAUAGGAGAAGUGUUCCCUCGCGGCCAGACUACGUCUAUUACCCACAACGGCCAAACCAGCCUCCUAAAACCUACCAACCACCCAGGAACACCAACGAGUUCGUACCAGAGGCGGAAUAUCGUGACGCUAUCCUUCGGGUUCACAAUGAAGUCCGUGCAGCUCACGAUGUACCGGCAAUGAGAUGGUCUCGAGACCUUGUAAACUAUGCAAUGGCCAACACUCCCAGCUGCCAGUCAUAUGGUCAUACAAGAACUCUGCAACAGGAUGGUAUUGGAGAGAAUAUACUUUAUGGACAGCAAACACCGGAGCAGAUGGUGAGGGAAUUGUGGUAUGAUAAAGAGUUGAGAUUGUAUGAUUUCAAUCGACAGGGGUUUUCGGGUGCUACUGGGCAUCUUACGCAGAUGAUCUGGAAGGGUACAACGGAAGUGGGAUGUAUGGUUAGGAAAUGCCCCUAUGGUACAUAUGUGAAGUGUGAUUAUAGAGGAAAGGGAAACAUCAUCGGUCAGUUUGAGCAGAACUGCAAGGCUCCGAAGAACGGAUACAAUUCUGCAAACAAUCAAUACAACCAAUACAACCAAAACUAUCAGAGCAACAAUCAAAACUAUCAAAACUACCAAGGUGGCAACAAAAAUUACCAGAACCAACCCAGUCGGAAUAAUCAAAACUACCAAAGCUACCAGCCCGCCACUAAAAACUCGAACUAUCAAUCGUACUACUACGCUAAAAGAGGUAAUACUGAAGAAAAUUUAUACCAGCAACCUGGCGAUAAAAAGAAGAACUGCGAUAAAUCGAAAGCUGUAAUCGACAAGAAGGUCGAGAGUCAUCCGGAAACUACUCCAAGCUACGAGCCCACGGGGUACACAAGACCGGUUUAUAGCACAUUAUACGAAACAGAGAAGGACAAGGUAUAUGACAUUACAAAUCCAAAUAACUUUAAUAUGGUGCCUGGGAGGACGUUCCGGAACAUUGUUUACAAACAGAAGUAA